AUGAAGCUGCCAUUCCACAGCGUGCAGAUCUGCGGCGACGUCCUGUUCGCCGCAAGGGGCGGAAACCUGCACUCAUUUAAACUCACAGACGGCUCUCACAUUUCGAGUUGGAGAUAUCCAUUGGAGAAGAAGGGUGCUCUCAGGCCAGAGGACCGGCUGGUAAUCAGUGUUUCGGAGGAGUCAACGCCGAAUCCCUCGCAAGACGGCCAUGAAGGCCCGCCUGCGAAGCGUGUAAAGCUUGACGCCGCCACCUCAGCCGCUGGGGAGAAGGAGAACCAGUCGAAUGCGCCCCCAGCAGGGAACGGCCAGGCAGGAGACAACACUAGGGAGACGCAAGGAGACCAGAACAAGGACACGCCAGAUGGGAAGAGAGGCAAGGUCGCCAACCCUCGUCCAGGGCCAAGAUCCCAGCCGUCGGAGCGGCCCAUGGUCAUCAUCCUGACUGCUACAGCCGACAGGAGACACCUUGUCGCAGUCACGCAGUGCAAGUCUAUUUGGGUGUUCGAGCAUGAUGGCCUCGGUAACCUGAACCUGCUCAGCCGUAGGAUCAUGCCCAAGCGCCCAUGCUCCCUCGUGAUCAUGCCCGACAACCAGACAAUCCUGUCGGCAGACAAGUUUGGCGACGUCUACUCGUUGCCCUUGAUCCCAUCGCCCACCGCCACUGCCCCGGAACAGAAGCAGAAGGAGGGCUCACCCGCAACCGCCUCCCCCAGCCCGGCACCAGCAGAAGACAAACCCUUCAAGUCACAGGCCAACGAGCUAACCGUCCAUACCAAGCGCAACCGCAUGGCCCUCCUAGACCAGCAAAUCACGGCCAAGAGCGCCAAGGCCCGUGCCGGCGCUCAGAAGGCCGAAGUCCCCUUCUUUGAGCGCACCCUCCUGCUGGGCCAUGUCUCCCUCCUGACGGCGGUGGCGCUGGGCCACGACGCGCAGGGCCGGCCCUACAUCGUCACCGCGGACCGCGACGAGCACAUCCGCGUCAGCAGGGGAACGGUGGAGCAGGCGCACGUCACCGAGGCGUUUUGCAUGGGCCACGGCGAGUUCGUCAACCGCCUGUGUAUCCCCGAGGGCGACGCCGCCGCCGGCAUGGGCAACCUUCUGGUCAGCGGCGGCGGGGACCCUGACCUGUUUGUAUGGAGCUGGCUCGAGGGCAGGCUGCUCGCCAGGGCGCCGCUGCUGAGCGCGGUCCGGGAAGUGGUCCCCGGGGCUGGCAAGCUCGCCGUCACGGGGUUGUCGUGUUGGACCGGGAGGCCGGCCGGGGGAGAGGAGCAGGGCGCCGCCAUCCUGGUGAUCUGCGAGCGCGUGCCCGCGAUAUUCUUGUUCACUCUAAGACCGACUGGCACCCUAGACUAUGUGCGCAAUAUCAGCCUUCCGGGGAACCCGCUCGAGAUUGAAGUUGUGGAUGGCGAUAAACUAGUUGUUGCGGUUGAGCCUACGAGGACUCACGGAGGAGAGUACGAUUUAAGCAAGUCUUUGCUGAGGGUGGUACACGAGGAACAGGAUUACAAGGUGACUGAUGGCCUGGUCGGUCAAGUCCCAGACUUUGGCGAGCAUGAAACAGAUCUUGCAGAAGAGGAGUUGCAGACGUUGCUGUUCAAUGCGGAAAACCUGCGGAAGACAGAUUUUGAGGAGGGUAUGGCAGAAGCAGAGUAG
Diaporthe batatas is the source of this 1653-nucleotide messenger RNA. RefSeq lists its product as uncharacterized. Gene Ontology annotation, molecular function: tRNA (guanine(46)-N7)-methyltransferase activity; protein binding. Gene Ontology annotation, biological process: RNA (guanine-N7)-methylation. The transcript is spliced from 3 exons. Bases 1 to 1653 code for a protein of 550 amino acids. Gene Ontology annotation, cellular component: cytosol; tRNA methyltransferase complex; nucleus. NCBI's taxonomy places the organism in Eukaryota, Fungi, Ascomycota, Sordariomycetes, Diaporthales, Diaporthaceae. The record is from RefSeq and is a predicted model, not a curated record.